Cryptococcus deneoformans JEC21 is the source of this 650-nucleotide messenger RNA. RefSeq lists its product as hypothetical. Gene Ontology annotation, molecular function: RNA binding. The transcript is spliced from 4 exons. NCBI's taxonomy places the organism in Eukaryota, Fungi, Basidiomycota, Tremellomycetes, Tremellales, Cryptococcaceae. The record is from RefSeq and is a predicted model, not a curated record. The coding region runs from base 139 to 501 and encodes 120 amino acids.
CAACUAUCUGCGCUGCAUAUAUAUAUAAUCACAAACAUAGAUCUAGAAACAAGGCUUACGUGCAGCGAGCCCAGAUAAUCGACCACAAGCACUUUCAGUGAACAAGACAAUUGACAACGUUAGAUCGUCUCUUCCAAAAUGCAACGACCAAACGACUCUUUAGCCCAACGAGCUCUUUUCGUGAAGAACCUCAACUUUAACAUCACUGGCGCCGACUUGUACGAUCUCUUUGGCAAGUACGGACCCAUCCGGCAAAUACGUCUCGGUACAGACGCAAAUCUCAAGACCAAGGGGACAGCAUACGUAGUGUUUGAGAGUCCGGAUGAUGCUAAGGAGGCUGUCAACCAACUGAAUGGUUUCCACUUGAUGGAAAGAUAUAUUGUCGUGCUUUACCACCACCCAUCAAAACAGCAAGCGUCAGCGCUGGCCAAGGCAGAAUUAAGAGCACGAGAAGAAGCGUUAGCAGAGGAGAAGAGGCGGUUGGGCAUGAAGGACGAGUAGACGUUGUGUUGUUCAUGGGCUGGUUGGUUGCUGGAGGGAUUUAAGGCUGGGGCAUAGCGACGUCGGUCAGCACUAAAUUAAGAAGUAAAACAGGUCAAGGAUAAUUAGAUAGUGUACCAUUUAUUUGUAUGUCAUUAUCAUUGCAUUUU